UUUGUUGACUCUAACAAGUUAGAUCAGUAGAUAAAGCUUCCCAGAACAAUAACAUGCUCCCAAGAGUUUCUUUCUCCUAACUUUGAUGUAUCAUCUGUGAAGAGAUGUAGGCAUGAGUAUCUUGUGGAUGGAAAGAAAGUAGCUUUCCUUUUGGUUGUGGAUCCCACUCUCUUGAUGUCGUCGGCCAUUAUUUUAACUUUUUAAGUUAAUCUUCUCUCUUGAAACAACCAAGGGCCAGCUCAACAUUAGUUUGUAGAUUUAUGCUCUUGUCAACACAAGAACAAAAGCUUAUCUGUUGUUAGAGAUGGGGAAUACAGAGCUCAUCUUCAUCCCAACACCGACUGUUGGUCAUCUUGUUCCUUUCCUUGAGUUCGCUAGGCGUCUCAUUGACCAGGAUGAUGGGAUCCGUGUCACCGUCAUCCUGUUGAAGCUACAAGGUCAGUCUCAUCUGGAUACCUAUGUUAAGUCAAUUGGCUCGUCUCAGCCCUUUGUUAGAUUCAUUGAUGUCCCUGAGUUAGUAGAGAAACCAUCAUUUGGUAGUUUUCAGUCUGUGGAAGCCUUUGUGUACGAUUUCAUCGAGAGAAACAUCCCUCUUGUGAGAGAUAUAGUCAUGGGUAUCUUAUCUUCUCCUGGAGUCUCGGUGAAAGGGAUAGUUGCUGAUUUCUUCUGUCUCCCCAUGAUUGACAUUACAAAAGAUGUAAAUCUUCCUUUUUAUGUCUUCUUGACUUCAAACUCCGGGUUCCUAGCUAUGAUGCAGUAUCUAGCAGACCGACAUAGUAAAGACACAUCGGUUUUUGUAAGAGAUUCUGGAGAAAUGUUGUCGAUUCCUGGGUUUGUAAACCCUGUUCCAGCCAACGUUCUACCGUCAGCUCUGUUUAUUGAAGAUGGUUAUGAUGCUUAUGUUAAACUGGCGAUUUUGUUUAGCAAGGCCAAGGGGAUCCUAGUGAAUAGCUCCUUUGAUCUUGAGCCUAUCUCUCUGAACCAUUUUCUUAAUGAACAGGACUACCCUUCUGUUUAUGCCGUUGGCCCCAUAUUUAACCCCAAGGCCCAGCCUCAUCCAGAACAGGACAUGGCCCGUCGUGACGAGUUGAUGAAAUGGCUUGGUGAUCAGCCAGAGGGGUCAGUUGUGUUUCUUUGUUUUGGGAGUAUGGGCAGGCUAAGAGGUGAUCAAGUGAAGGAGAUAGCACGUGGACUUGAGCUUUGUCAGUGCAGAUUCCUCUGGUCACUCCGCACUGAAGAGGUGGCAAAUGAAGAUCCUUUGCCCGAGGGAUUCCUUGACCGUGUCAGGGGACGAGGAGUGAUAUGUGGUUGGUCUCCUCAGGUGGAAAUACUAUCCCACAAGGCAGUGGGAAGUUUUGUUUCUCACUGUGGAUGGAACUCAAUAGUAGAGAGUUUAUGGUUUGGUGUGCCAAUUGUGACGUGGCCCAUGUAUGCAGAGCAACAGCUCAAUGCGUUUAUGAUGGUGAAGGAGCUGAAGCUCGCGGUGGAGAUGAAGCUUGAUUACAGGGUACUUGUUGAUGAGCUUGUAAGUGCAAACGAGAUAGAGAGAGCGAUUCGGUGUGUGAUGAUGAACAAGGAUGAUAAUUUGGUGACGAAGAGAGUGAUAGAUGUCUCUCAGAUGGUGCGGAAAGCUACCUUGAAUGGUGGUGGAUCUUCGUAUACGGCUACUGCCAAAUUUAUACAGGACGUGACAGGAAUCAAGCCUUAGCCUUUUUCUUUGUCCAGAAGACACAACUGCAACCAUUUCUUUCGUGCAUUUUCUUUCCCGAAUUCUAUAAAGAUGUGUAUUCUUUCGUGAACUGAAUAUAUAUAUUUUUUUAAAUCU
Molecule: messenger RNA, 1825 nt
Organism: Brassica napus (rape)
Lineage: Eukaryota; Viridiplantae; Streptophyta; Magnoliopsida; Brassicales; Brassicaceae
Product: UDP-glycosyltransferase 71D1-like
Exons: 2
Coding region: 305-1708 (467 amino acids)
Molecular function (GO): UDP-glycosyltransferase activity
Source: RefSeq, a predicted model, not a curated record